AUGGCGUUUGUGGGUUUUCACGAUCAAACCGAAAAUUUGGCCAAAAGAUCCCAAGGACCUUCCCUACUGGAUUCCACGGCAUACGGUAACCUUUUUGGGCAAUUCAGACAAGCUCUUGGAGCGUGGGCUGUGAGUGAGGUUCUAAUUGUUAAACAUAUCAACAUCUCGCCUGACAUUGCAAGGAACUAUACCAACCGGUCCCAUGAGAUCUUCACAAUCCAGAUGCUAGGGAAAAAGCUGUACAUCGUUACUGCUCCAGAGGAUGUUGCUGCUGUCUACAAAAACACCGUCUCACUGGGCUUUGAUGGGCAUCUGAAUGAUCUUCUCGUCAGUUUUGGGUUUGGCGAAGAAGCCUUGAGAAAAGCAUGGCACACGCCUACCCCAGGUGAUCAUAAUUACAUCCCAAAUAACCUCAUCAACCCGGAUCAGGUGAACUUUAUUCACCAUACAGAAGAAACCUUCAAAAAGCAACUGCUUCCCGGGCCCCGGAUGGAUACGAUUGGCAGUGUCUUCCUGGAGGCUCUUCAUCAAUCAGUUCACUUCGAUCAUCUAGGGUUCUGCACAUCUGCGCCUCCUCAAGCGCCUUGCAAGCACAUUUCCCUCUAUGAUCUUUGUCGCUUCACGAUGGUUGACGCAGCUACCCGGUCGCUUUUUGGGAGUCACCUUCACAACAUCAACCACCGUGUUGUAGAUCACAUGUUAGGCUUCAAUGAUUAUGCCUGGCAGGUCUUCUUCCGCCUACCAAGGUUUCUAGGGCUUGGGGUAAGUGAACCACAGAGGCAUCUGAUGGACACUCUUAGGCAAUUUGUGCAGCUCCCUAGGGAGAAGAGGGCUCAGGCCGCCUGGGCAAUUCAGACUGUGCUUCAAUCGUCGGAACAUGUCGGUAUUGAUCUAGAAUCGCGCACAUCGGUCUUACUCAUGAUGUUUUGGGCGGCCAAUUCUAAUGAGUAUAAUAUUGCUUUCUGGGUUAUUGCUCACCUCCUCUAUGAUGAGGCUCUCAAAGACCUAGUUAUUCAAGAAACUGAAGCCGCAUGGCAAUCGGGUGCUCUUGACAUUAAGUAUCUAUGUUCACACUGCCCUAAUUUAGAGGCAAUUUUUAACGAGGCACUUCGGCUGAAUGGGGGCGCAAUGGUCAGCCGUAUUGUACUGGAGAAAACCAUCAUAGGUGGGAAGGAACUGCAGCCUGGCAACGCAAUUAUUAUGCCGUCCCGCCAGCUUCACACGAAUGAGAAAGUUUGGGGUUCGAAUCCACGAGAAUUUGACCCAGCUAGAUUUCUCAAACACAAGACUAUGACUCGACACUCCUCCUUUCGACCUUUCGGAGGUGGCAUCACGUACUGCCCUGGGAGAGUCUUGGCGAAGCAUCAAGUUUACGGGUUGAUUGCCCUUCUUUUUCACCGCUUUGAGAUGAGCUUGGUAUUAGGCGAGGAUGGAAAGAAGCCAGAGUUUCCGGUCUUGAACGACACAACGCCUGGACUCGGCAUUACGGGGCCACUCAAGGGCAUGGACGUCAAGGUAGAGGUUCGGAAGCGAUAG
This is a messenger RNA of Clonostachys byssicola, 1536 nucleotides long. The record is from the annotation of a GenBank genome assembly. Lineage: Eukaryota; Fungi; Ascomycota; Sordariomycetes; Hypocreales; Bionectriaceae.